AUGAGUGUUCCAGGAGAUCCAGCCUACCCGGAGCCUGAAAGCUGCAGAGGCACCAUGAGUACCGAGGAGGAUGUCAAGUGGCUUCAGUGGGUGACGCACCAGUUUGAGACCAUUGCAGGAGAAGACCGGGAGAUCGACCUGCAGCAUUUCAAAACAGCCCUGAAUGUGAAAGAGUCCUUCUUUGCUGAGCGAUUCUUCACCCUGUUUGACUCUGAUGGAAGCGGCACCAUCACCCCCCAGGAGCUGAAGGAGGCGCUGACCCUGCUCAUCCAUGGUGACCCCAUGGACAAACUCAAAUUCCUCUUCCAGGUGUAUGACGUCAUCAUUCGAAGCAAUGGUUGUGCAGGGCAGGGGGAGUCUGCAGGUACAGAGUGGGGUCCGGGGACAGGCCGCCACUCGGCUUCAUCCCCACUUGGGACAGGCAGCGGCUCCAUCGACCCCGACGAGCUGCGCACGGUGCUGCAGUCGUGCCUGCGCGAGAGCUCCAUCUCGCUGCCCGAGGAGAAGCUGGACCAGCUGACGCUGGCGCUCUUCGAGUCGGCCGACAAGGACUGCAGCGGCGCCAUCACCUUCGAAGAGCUCCGAGACGAGCUGCAGCACUUCCCUGGGGUCAUAGAGAACCUGACCAUCAGCGCUGCGCACUGGCUGACAGCCCCCACCGCCCGGCCGCGCCCGCGCCCGCGACGGCCUCGCCGACUGACCUCCGCCUACUGGCGCAACCACCGCAGCCAGCUGCUCUGCCUGGCCGCCUACGCGGGCCUCCACGUGCUGCUCUUCGCGCUGGCGGCCAGCGCGCACCGGGCCCUCGGCGCCAGCGUCAUGGUGGCCAAGGGCUGCGGCCAAUGCCUCAACUUCGACUGCAGCUUCAUCGCGGUGCUGAUGCUCAGGCGCUGCCUCACGUGGCUGCGGGCCACAUGGCUGGCUCAGGUCCUGCCGCUGGACCAGAACGUCCAGUUCCACCAGCUUAUGGGCUACGUGGCGGUCGGGCUCUCCCUUGUGCACACUGUGGCCCACGUUGUGAACUUCGCGCUCCAGGCUCAGUCCGACGCCAGCCCCUUCCGGUUCUGGGAACUGCUGCUCACCACGAGGCCUGGCAUUGGCUGGGUCCACGGCUCGGCCUCCCCGACCGGCGUGGCGCUGCUGCUGCUGCUGCUCCUCAUGUUCUUCUGUUCCAGCUCCUGCGUCCGCAGGAGCGGCCACUUCGAGGUGUUCUACUGGACCCACCUGUCCUACCUCCCCAUGUGGCUCCUGCUCAUCCUGCAUGGGCCCAACUUCUGGAAGUGGCUGCUGGUCCCUGGCAUUUUGUUCUUCCUGGAGAAGGCCAUCGGGCUGGUCGUGUCCCACAUGGCGGCCCUGUGCAUCGUGGAAGUCAAUCUCCUCCCUUCCAAGGUCACUCAUCUCGUCAUCAAGAGGCCCCCUCUUUUCCACUACAGGCCUGGCGACUACUUGUAUCUGAACAUCCCCACCAUCGCACGCUACGAGUGGCACCCCUUCACCAUCAGCAGUGCUCCUGAGCAGAAAGACAUCAUCUGGCUACACAUCCGGUCCCAAGGCCAGUGGACAAACAGGCUGUAUGAGUCCUUCAAGGCAUCAGACCCAGAAGGCUGUGGUCCCAAGAGGCUGUCGAGGACUUUGAGGAUGAGAAGGAAUCAGAGGAGGGCCCAGGUCUCUGAGAUGUCCUCUGAGAACCACCAGUUCUGUAACAUCAAGUGCUACAUCGACGGUCCCUACGGAACCCCCACCCGCAGGAUCUUUGCCUCGGAGCACGCCGUACUCAUUGGGGCGGGCAUCGGCAUCACCCCCUUUGCUUCCAUCCUGCAGAGCAUCAUGCACAGGCACCAGAAGAGAAAGCAUGUUUGCCCCAGCUGCCAGCACUCCUGGGUGGACGGCGUCCAGGACGAGGACAUGAAGCUCCACAAGGUGGACUUCAUCUGGAUCAACCGAGACCAGCGGUCUUUCGAGUGGUUUGUGAGCCUGCUGACCAAACUAGAGAUGGCCCAGGCCGAGGAGACUCAAGAGGGCUGCUUCCUGGAGCUGCACAUGUACAUGACCUCCGCACUUGGCAAGAAUGACAUGAAGGCCAUUGGCCUGCAGAUGGCCCUCGACCUCCUGGCCAAAAAGGAGAAGAAGGACUCCAUCACAGGCCUCCAGACACGCACCCAGCCUGGGCGGCCCGACUGGAGCAAGGUGUUCCAGAAAGUGGCUGCUGAGAGGAAGGGCAAGGUGCAGGUCUUCUUCUGUGGCUCCCCAGCUCUGGCCAAGGUGCUCAAGGGCCAUUGUGAUCAGUUCAGCUUCAGAUUCUUCCAAGAGAACUUCUAG
Molecule: messenger RNA, 2319 nt
Organism: Diceros bicornis minor
Lineage: Eukaryota; Metazoa; Chordata; Mammalia; Perissodactyla; Rhinocerotidae
Gene: NOX5
Product: NADPH oxidase 5
Exons: 16
Coding region: 1-2319 (772 amino acids)
Biological process (GO): superoxide anion generation; defense response
Cellular component (GO): NADPH oxidase complex; plasma membrane
Molecular function (GO): calcium ion binding; superoxide-generating NAD(P)H oxidase activity
Source: RefSeq, a predicted model, not a curated record